AUCAAGUUCCAGGUUCGACUUAACUUACCUAAUGCAGGACAGCCUCGUCAAUUAGGUAAGGUAGAGCUCCCUGAUAUUAUCCGAUGAUUACCCGUCAACUUUAGCAUUCCCAUGUAGCCAGAAGAAGCUCUUCUCGAUAUGUUCGGAAUUUUGGCAUGCCAGUAACUGCACUCGGCAUUUACAGAUACAAUGGCGGGACCCGCGUUGAGCAGAUGGUCAAAAUGCCUCGCAUGCUUGCGUAGAACUGUCUUUGGUGGCAAUAAUAGCGGGUCUUCAGUCGUCGGCGCUGUCUCGACAGCGGUGCAAAUCCGUGCUAAGUCGACGAAAAGACGACCGCAGGGUCAAGAUGUCGCUGUUCGCCUUCUCAGUGACAUUCGCACAUAUGGCCGCAAAAAUGCCAUCAUGCGCGUGUCACCAGGCCGCAUGCGAUACCAAUGGUCUGUAUUCGUACUUUUCUGCAUAUAUACCUACACUUCAAUCCUACUGCUGCUUGACCAAUUCUCCUAUCCGUUCCUAGCCGUGUCUAAUUGUUGCCCACCCGUCCAGUCGUUGAAUAACCAGACAAUCGCGUAACAUGGCUGACAUAGAUUCAAAGGUACCGCGAGAAUGCUGCAGAGUACAUGACAGCCGCGCGAUUCCGGGAACUGGGCCUCACACGCGAUGAUAUUGGCGAACGCGAUCGUACCUUUGGGGUGGAUGAAGAAGAAUUCGAGUCUUCGACGACGGAGUCCGA
Messenger RNA from Lasiosphaeria miniovina, 733 nucleotides. RefSeq lists its product as uncharacterized. NCBI's taxonomy places the organism in Eukaryota, Fungi, Ascomycota, Sordariomycetes, Sordariales, Lasiosphaeriaceae. The transcript is spliced from 2 exons. The coding region runs from base 190 to 573 and encodes 127 amino acids. The record is from RefSeq and is a predicted model, not a curated record.